This is a messenger RNA of Danio rerio (zebrafish), 6943 nucleotides long. It is a transcript of the gene ntn1a, whose product is annotated as netrin 1a. Gene Ontology annotation, cellular component: cytoplasm; extracellular region. Lineage: Eukaryota; Metazoa; Chordata; Actinopteri; Cypriniformes; Danionidae. The record is from RefSeq and is marked validated.
AGAGCAUAUACGGCGAGCGAGGGAGAGAGGGGGGCAAAGUGAGUGUCUCCUAUCACACUAGAGCUCAAACUAACGGGAUCUGCUUAUAUCCUCUACAUGCGCAGAGAUUCAAGAACCAGACAGGUGAAAGCGCGUGUCCGAUGUACUCAAGGAAAAAGAGAGCUAGCGCGAACUGAGAUUUUUUAAUUUUUUUGUUACUUUUCUGCUUUUGCUGAACUGUUUGACGGUGAUACUGUGACCUGUGUGGAGAUUUCUUUAAUUGCGAACGCGUAUUUAUUGUAGUGUUUUUAAAUCAGGUAUCCAGAGUUUGCCCAUGUGUUGGAGACAGAUUCGGAUUCACAUUAGUUUUUAUCUGGCAUCGGUUUGAACCCAGCGGCUGUGGACUGAUCAAGCUCAGACUGCCAACUGAUUUGAUAUCCUUGUAAAAUCUGCAGACGGGAACGCAUCUUCUCACUAGGACGCACAGCUGUGUUUCAGCACAGGAGAGGCUGAGGAAGGCGCGCGAGGAUGUUGAGAGUCUCUGAUGCUUUGGUCACUUUGGUGACUCUCUGCUGUGUGCUCAAAGGGACUGUCGGCGGAUAUGGAAUGAGCAUGUUCGCCGCUCAGACCUCCCCGCCGGAUCCGUGUUACGACGAGAACGGACACCCCAGAAGAUGCAUCCCCGACUUCGUAAACGCGGCGUUCGGGAAAGAAGUACGCGCGUCCAGCACCUGCGGCAAAACGCCGAGUCGUUACUGCGUGGUGACCGAGAAAGGGGACGAAAGACACAGAAACUGCCACACGUGCGACGCGUCAGACCCAAAGAAGAAUCACCCACCAGCUUACCUGACCGACCUGAACAAUCCUCACAAUCUCACCUGCUGGCAGUCGGACAAUUACCUCCAGUAUCCUCAAAACGUCACUUUAACUUUAUCCUUGGGCAAGAAAUUUGAGGUGACCUACGUGAGUUUGCAGUUCUGCUCACCUCGACCGGAGUCUAUGGCGAUCUUUAAAUCGAUGGACUACGGAAAGUCCUGGGUGCCUUUCCAGUACUACUCGACCCAGUGUAGAAAGAUGUACAACAAGCCCAGCAAAGCCACGAUUACUAAGCAGAACGAGCAAGAGGCCAUCUGCACAGAUUCUCACACCGACAUGCAUCCUCUCUCCGGCGGGCUGAUCGCGUUCAGCACCCUGGACGGGCGACCCUCCGCGCACGACUUUGACAAUUCACCCGUACUUCAGGACUGGGUGACCGCCACUGACAUUAAGGUGACUUUCAGCCGCCUGCACACUUUCGGAGACGAAAACGAGGAUGACUCGGAGCUGGCCAGAGAUUCCUAUUUUUACGCAGUUUCCGACCUGCAGGUUGGAGGCAGAUGUAAGUGUAAUGGACACGCAUCACGGUGCGUCAAAGACCGGGAUGGAAACCUAGUGUGCGAGUGCAAGCACAACACAGCCGGACCAGAGUGUGACAGAUGCAAACCUUUUCACUAUGACCGACCCUGGCAGCGCGCAACCGCCAGAGAAGCCAACGAAUGUGUCGCCUGCAAUUGUAACCUUCAUGCGAGGCGCUGUCGUUUCAACAUGGAGCUUUACAAACUCUCUGGAAGGAAAAGUGGAGGAGUCUGUCUGAACUGCCGCCACAAUACAGCUGGUCGCCACUGCCACUACUGCAAAGAGGGCUACUAUAGAGACAUGUCCAAGCCCAUCUCCCACAGAAAGGCCUGCAAAGCCUGUGAUUGCCAUCCUGUGGGGGCCGCGGGCAAAACCUGUAACCAAACCACAGGCCAAUGCCCCUGUAAAGACGGUGUGACGGGUAUCACAUGCAACCGUUGUGCUAACGGCUACCAGCAGAGCCGAUCACCCAUUGCCCCCUGCAUAAAAAUUCCCAUCGCUCCGCCAACCACCACUGCAAGCAGCACAGAAGAGCCAUCAGACUGUGAAUCCUACUGCAAGGCAUCCAAAGGCAAGCUGAAGAUCAAUAUGAAGAAGUACUGCAAGAAAGAUUAUGCCGUUCAAGUCCACAUCCUGAAAGCAGAUAAAGCAGGAGAGUGGUGGAAGUUCACCGUCAACAUCAUCUCUGUUUACAAACAGGGUGAAAGCCGAAUUCGCAGAGGAGACCAGUUCCUCUGGGUCAGGGCAAAGGAUGUGGCCUGCAAGUGUCCGAAGAUCAAGUCCGGCAAGAAAUACCUUCUGCUGGGGAACGACGAGGAUUCGCCAGGACAAAGCGGAAUGGUGGCGGACAAGGGCAGUCUGGUCAUUCAGUGGAGAGACACUUGGGCUCGGAGACUCCGGAAGUUUCAGCAAAGGGAGAAGAAAGGAAAAUGCAAGAAAGCAUAAUGAAGAGAAGAGGAAAGAGCUGACCAUUCAGAGCUGGACAGAAAAAACAACAGAUAAAGAUAAGAAAGAUAGACUGAGCAUCGCUGCUUUGAAUAAAGGCAUGAAGAGAAUAUUAACUUUUUUUUUUUGGUUUGUUUUUAAAUGGGAACGUGUGAAGGAGUUCAUGAUGCAGUUUUUCAUUUCUUUUUGGUUUCUUUCAAGAUUUGUUUGCUGUUUGCCAAUUUUGCACCUGUGUCCAAUAUAAAGAAAGGUAUUUUGUGUUAAAUGGCGUCACGUUUCAGAUACAUUUUGAACGGUGUUAGUCUGGUUGAGAAUCAGAUUAAGCCAUAUUUCAUUCAUUUCAGAAAGAAAAAGGAUAGAAUGCUGCAGCAGUGAUUGCAAAAAAAAUCCUGAAUACUUAUUUGAUGUUGAUUCCUUUGACAUUUUCCAAUCAAUUUAUGAGUAAAAUAAGGUGUGUGGCAAAAAUAUUAUGCAAUAAUACUUGGACAAAACUGCACACACUCUACAUUUUCAACUGCUUCAAAAUGUAUGGUUUUAGUAUGUAAAGUGUGUGUAAGGCUACUUUCAGACUACAUAGACCUUUAUUUUACGUUAUACUUUUUAAAAAUAUAUUUUUAAAUAAGGUUAACAGCACAAACCACAUUGAAUAUGAUAAUUUUACAAUUUGAUUUGAAACACUUCUAUACUGCUUGCGGUCAUAAAUCCGAUACAGGUCAGUUUUCUGACACAUGUCAAUAUUCGGAACUGGAAUUACUCCAAAGUUUUUUUUUUAAUUAUUUUAAUUUUUUUAUUAGACAUCUGUAAACUCUCUGGGCACUGGUGUACACAACAGACAGUUGCAAAAGCUGUCAAGUGAGAUAAAUACACUAUAAAAAUAGUGUAAAUAAUUAAAAACGUAUCUUUUAUCCUUAUUGUCAUCAUCAUUGUCUACACAUUUGCUGAUUUCACCUUAUAAACAAGCUUAUUAAUGCUGAUUUUACUGUGUACUUCUAUUUGGCAUUGUUCUGCUUGCAGUCCUUUUUGAUGUAUUCAUUAACAUGGGAACCUGAGUUUGGCACAAUUUGAAAAAAAAUGAUGUGAACAGCCAAAUAAGCAAAUAAGUAAAAAUACUCUGAAUUGUGAGCAAUAAUUCAAAUUUAUGCACCAGCACCUGCAGUGAAUGCAGUUUAAUUGAUGUAGUGAAACAAAGUAUCAUAGUAUCACCAUGUCACCCUAACCAAUUCUACUCAGGUUUUUAUUUUUGAAUUAGAAAAAACGCAUAUGAAAGUCUUGUGGAAAACAGUGGUGAAACAGUGGUCUUUCGGGAUUUAAUAUCACAGCUGCAGCACUCUAUUGAGGAUUAAUAUCUCAAAAAUCUGAAGAAAGAAAAAAAAAUGUCCUUAAAAUGUCCUUAAGCAUGUCUUUUUUAUUACAAAACACUUUCGUUAGUAAGCUUUAGCGUUUCAAAAAUUCAUAUGCUGUAACUGAUUGCGUAAUGGCAUCUGAGAUGUUCCUGAAUUCUGUUUCAGAUACAAAUUGUUAAUAUGGCUGAUAUCAAAACAAAUUAAGCAAAGUUUUUGGUCGAGGUUUGAAAAAAUAAAAACACUUUGUAACACUGCAUGAAAAACACAAUUCUAUGCCUAUAUUUGAGCAUAUUAUGUUUUAUAAUGAAUUCAUCCAGCAGCUGUUGCAAUUUCCAUGAGGUUGUGUGGCUUAUCAUAGAAUUCAGAUGCAAACAGAAUGAAAAGAAAAAAAGACAAAACGGAAAGGUUCGGGAACACUUUAUAAUAAAUACACACUAUGAACCAUUUAUUAAGCAUUAGCAAAUAGUGAAUUCAUUAUCUGCUAAGCAUUAACUUUACAUUAAUAAGCGUUAGUAAGCAGUUUAUAACUGCAGCUACAAAUGCUCUAUUCUUGACUUAUAACCACAUGCAUAAUGUGCUUAAUAAUUGAGUCUCCAUACUUUGUUAAGAAUUCAUUUUUCAUUAGUAAAUUAAAUAAUGCAUUAUUUACAAACUAGUUAUUUAAGCAUAGUUGGAUGUUUGUUUGUUUUUUAAGAUCAUUCAGAAUGCAUAAGUAAAUGAUUAAUAAACUAUUUAAUUUAACAUUUAUAUAUCUUAUUAUUCAGGCAUAUAUUAAUAGCUAAUUUGUAUGUUAUUAACCACUUUGUUAACUUAGUUUCAUCCAGGUUUGUGACCUAAUCUAAAGUGAGGACUAUGUAUGCUUUAUAAAUCCCUUACAAAUGACAAAUAAAGGCUCAGCUUUAUUCUAAACUAAAAACUGAAAAUAAACGACUGUUGUCAUUUCUAUCCAUUUAAAGAUACACUAAUGAAACUGUAUCAAAUGAAAAAUAAAUAAAUGCAACCUUAUCUAAAGUAACAUUACUGUACAGUUUAAACAUCGCUAAAUAACAUUGAAAUGUUGCAUCACAAGUAUAUUGUUAAAUUAUUAUAUUGUUAUUGCUGUUAUUUAAUCUAAAUAUGUUGUAUUUUGAUACUUGUUAUUCAGCAAUGUUUAAACUUUACAGUAAUUUUACUUUUUUUAGAUAGGAUCGCAAAAAUGUAUUUUUCAUUUGUUACGGAGUCUUUAAUUGUCAUUUAUAAGGGAUUUAUAAAGCAAAAAUAGUCCUCACUUUAGAUUGGGUCGCAAAACUGCAUGAAGUUAACAUUUAUUAACAUACAUAGUAACCAUUACUAUAUGCCUGAAUAAUAAGAUAAACCUAUAUUUUAAUAGUUUAUUAAUAAUUUACUAACUCAUUCUGAAUGAUCCUAAAAAAACAUCAACUACUCUUAAUUAGAAAUGGGUUGUAAAUAAUGUGAUACUUCAUUUAGUAGAAGGAUCAAUCAGUCACAAAUCAUGAAAACAUAAUUUUUAAGCACAUUGGAAAUCUGCUUAAGUCAAGAAUAGAGCAUUUGUAGCUGUUAUAAACUUAUAGCUGUAGCUGUUAUAAACUUAUACUAUAAACUUGUAAAGUUAUAAACUGCUUACUAACGUCUAUUAAUGUAGAGUUAGUGCUCACCAAGUAAUGAAUUAACAAGAUGCCAAUGCUUAAUAAAUGACUCAUAGUGUGUAGUUAUUAUAAAGUGUUACCUUGUUACCUAAUCUUUGAAAACUGAUGCUGCUGGGUUAACCCAGAAUGCUGCAGACUCCCAAAAAACCAUAGCAAACUCAGAACAACAACAUAAACUUUUAAAAACUCAGAUUGCCUUGAUUAGUCAACAAACAACUGCUGACAAAAAACAAAACAAAAAAAGCUUUGAAAAAAUCAGCAUCUGUUGUCACAAACAGUCACAUUAGACACAACAAUAUAGGCUCCAUUUUAAGCAUUAACUUCUGUGUCAGCCUUGUGUGUAAAUCUAUUACAUAUUUCUAUAUAUAUAAAAAAAAAAACACUAUGUGUUGAUUUAGGCUAACAAAUGCAAAAGCAUGCUUGUACCAACCUUAAAAUGAUUGGCAUGCAUUCAAAUUGACAUUUCUUUCAACUUAGAACAAAAACCACCAUGUAUAUUUUUGUAUAAGACACAAUGAUUGAGGUGGACGACUCUAAACACAAACAUCUUUUCUUGCUCCAUUUGAUGCUCCGAUUCGAUUGUUUAUAAUCCAGACAUGGAUGAUGACGUCCUUUAGUUAAAACAGAACUUCAGUUUGAUGAGUUCAACAUAUAAACAGGCCUUUUCUCAAGUCCUGAAAGUGUUGCUAGAAUGCUGUGUAUAGUGAGUUUUUUUCCUUGUGUGUAAAACAGUAUUUAGAAGUAUUAACUAGUAAUUCUUAACUAGCAUUUAGUUUUGUAAAGCAACAGCAUCUCUCCUUGAAAGUGUCCAUGUCCAUUUAGGGUCUGUGAAUGUAGGAAUGCAUGUACAGUAAUCUUUGCCUUCAAUAGAGAACUGUGAGAAACGCUGCUCAUAUUCACACAAGCGCAAGUCCAUUUCUGUUACCCAUGAGACUAAAGUUCUCUAAAGUACAGCUUUUAUGUUGAUUUUGAGGGGUCAUUUGAUGUUUAGCUGCAAGAACUGAUUAUUUCAGGCAUCAAAUACCAAAAGAAAAGAGAAAAAAAAAGGAUGGUUUUGAUGGACGGUUUACGUGUGCAGUGAUGAUCCUCUUUGCUCAAUGAUUACUUGUAAAUGUACACAUUAUGUAUGGCAUACAGAUAUUUAUACACGUGCUGUAUUUACCGGUUACAAACCAUAUUCCUAAUACCACAUGUAAAUGUAUUUUGUUUGGCACUCAGUAUCUUAGUGCACACUCAUUUUAUUAGUAUUCCGAUGAUGUAAAUUUAUGUUGUUUUGUUUUUCUUGGCAGCAGUGGAAAGAUGGCUCCUGUAUUUGACAUUACCAGCAGACCUUACAUGCUUCUUGUUCAUAUUAUGAAUUGUAAAUUUAGCUGUUGCAAAUACAAGACGUCUGCAAUAUUGUUUUACAAUGCAUACUAAUAUAUUAUGGUUAUUAUAAGAAAAUAUUUAAUGACACAAGACAUUGUGGGUUUUUUUAUGUCUUUUAUUUUUCUUUCUUUUUUUUCUUUUCUUUUUACAGCAGUUUGUGGUUGUUUAGAUGGUUGUGAUUAAAAUCCAGACGGGACGAUAACUACUGAACACCAACCUGGUAGAACUACAUUCAGUAUUCAUUUGGAAUAAAAUCUCAAAAAAUGA